Messenger RNA from Vombatus ursinus (common wombat), 7313 nucleotides. RefSeq names its product UHRF1 binding protein 1 (gene BLTP3A). Gene Ontology annotation, molecular function: histone deacetylase binding. Lineage: Eukaryota; Metazoa; Chordata; Mammalia; Diprotodontia; Vombatidae. The transcript is spliced from 21 exons. Bases 74 to 4408 code for a protein of 1444 amino acids. The record is from RefSeq and is a predicted model, not a curated record.
GAGGCCGCCUUCCCCUCGGGACUGAGGUCGGGGCCACCCAGGCCCUUCCCUCCGGUUCGGCCCCGGCCCCGGCAUGGCUGGGAUCAUCAAGAAGCAGAUCCUGAAGCACCUGUCCCGGUUUACUAAGAAUUUGUCUCCUGACAAAAUCAACCUGAGUACUCUGAAAGGGGAGGGCCAACUGACCAACCUGGAGCUGGAUGAAGAGGUUCUGCAAAAUGUACUAGAACUUCCCACAUGGUUAGCUAUCACUCGGGUCUUCUGCAAUAAGGCCUCCAUCAGGAUCCAAUGGACAAAGCUGAAGACACACCCAAUCUGUUUGUGUCUGGAUAAAGUAGAAGUAGAGAUGAGAACAUGUGAAGAGCCUCGGCCCCCCAAUGGACAGUCUCCCAUUGCCCUGGCUUCAGGACAGAGUGAGUACGGCUUUGCUGAGAAGGUGGUAGAAGGAAUGUUCAUUAUCAUUAAUUCUAUCACCAUCAAGAUUCACUCCAAGGCCUUUCAUGCUUCUUUCGAGUUGUGGCAACUCCAGGGCUACAGUGUUAACCCUAAUUGGCAGCAGAGUGACCUCCGCCUCACCCGCAUCACCGACCCCCACCGAGGAGAGGUUCUGACAUUUAAGGAGAUAACGUGGCAGACUCUUCGGAUUGAGGCAGACGCCACAGACAAUGGUGAUCAAGACCCAGUCACUACUCCACUGAGGCUCAUUACCAACCAGGGCAGGAUCCAAAUAGCCCUCAAGAGGAGAACCAAAGACUGCAAUGUGAUAGCCUCCAAGUUGAUGUUCCUGCUGGAUGACCUCCUGUGGGUACUGACUGAUUCGCAGCUCAAGGCCAUGAUGAAGUAUGCAGAGUCUUUGAGUGAGGCCAUGGAGAAGUCAGCUCUACAGAGAAAGAGCUUGGCACCUGAGCCCAUACAAAGUACUUCACCUGCUGCUCCUAGUGCCCAUCAUUCUUGGAGCCAGACAUUUGGUAGUGUUCAGAGCAAUGUUAGCAACAGCCGUAUCAGCCAGUACUUUGAGAAGUUUGAUGUGAAGGAAUCAUCUUAUCAUCUGCUUAUUUCACGCUUGGAUCUACACAUUUGUGAUGACAGCCAGUCCCAGGAACCAGGGGACCCAACAAACAGAGUGAUGGGUGGUGCCAUGCAACUUACUUUCCGGAAAAUGGCCUUUGACUACUAUCCUUUCCACUGGGCAGGAGAGAAUUGUAGGCACUGGGUAAGACACUGUGAUGCCAUGGAGACCCGAGGCCAAUGGGCUCAGAAGCUAGUGACAGAAUUUCAAAGCAAGAUAGAAAAAUGGAAUGAAGAGUCAGAUCUGAAAUCUUCCUUGCAUCUGGGGACAGACUUACCUUUCCACAAGAAGUCAGGAUCUGUCUCCAGUCCCCUGAAGACCCCUCUAGAGAAGAGCUCAUUACCCAGCUGCCAGGCUGUCCCCACUCCACUUUGGCCACCUGCCUGGAACCGAUUGCGCUCUAGUUGUUUGGUGGUGCGUGUGGAUGACUUGGAUGUGUAUCAGGUUUCUACAGCUGGGCAGCCAAGGAAAAAGCCAUCUACCCUCCUUUCAUGCAGCCGAAAACUCUACAAUCUUCCCACUCAGGUCUCUGCCAUUCAUAUUGAAUUUACAGAGUAUUACUUCCCGGAUAAUCAGGAACUCCCAGUUCCCUGUCCCAAUCUCUAUGUGCAGCUGAAUGGCCUAACCUUUACCCUGGAUCCCAUCAGUUUGCUGUGGGGGAACCUCUUCUUGCUGGAUUUAUAUCGAAGCCUGGAACAGUUCAAGGCCAUCUAUAAACUUGAGCAUUCAAGCCAGCAGGAUGAACAUGUGGAUGUCCUGAUGGACACCUUCCAGUUGAAGUUGAGCCUCCCUCUGGAGAAAAAAGACUUGGCUUCUUUGCAUCGUCCCCAGGCCCUUGUUAUCUCCAUUUCUGCCAUGACUGCCACUAAUACACGCCAUGCCCUGCAUUGUAGUUGUACAGACCUCCAGAACAUCUUUCGUAGCUUUGCUGCUACUGAGUUCUUUCAUUCCAGCUAUUCUCAUUUUCCCAAAGCCCCAGAUGGAUUCAGCCUCCUCCACAUGCUUUUCCUGCAUCAUGCCUUCCAAAUGGACUCCCGUGUUCCUCAGGCCAGUCCUCUCCUUCCUCAGAGGGAUCAGGCCUCCCAAGACCUCUGGUCAAUCUACUUCACCCAAAUAUCCCUGGACUUUGAAGGGACAGAGAACUUUAAAGGACACACGUUGAACUUUGUGGCUCCUUUCCCCUUAUCCAUAUGGGUUUGUCUGCCUCUCUGUUGGCAGCAAGCCCAGGCACGGAAACUGCUAUUGGUCAGGGAGGGAAAAAUGAAGCCAUCGGCCAGUUUUGGCAGUCCUGUCCAGUCUAUGUUCCUUGCCCCAGAGUCUGGGUCUCAUCAGAGGUCAAAGACAGAGUGUGAUCUGAAGAGUCUUUCUGGACUUCCUGAGGUCAUUAAUACUCUGAGAGAAGGGAAUCGAGGUGUGGACAGCAAAGGGCCCACGAUGGAAAUGGAGGCUACGGCAGAUAUCCAUGUGUUGAUACACUCUUCUUCCCGUGUUCGAGUGAGGCUGAACCACUACCAGUAUUUGGCUCUGCUCCGACUGCAGGAGGUACUUCAGCGUCUUCAGGAGCAGUUGGCACAGGACACCCAGGCGAUGACUGGGUCUCCCUUGCCAAGCCGGACAGUUUGCAUAGGGAUCCUGGUCCCUAGUGCUGAGAUAGCGUUACUCAUGCACCCAGCCACUCCAACCGCAGAGGCUGGUUCUGCAGGCUCAGAGACCACUAGCCUCAUAGAUUCAGAGCUGUCUCCUUCAGAGGACAGGGAGCUGAAGUCUGAUGCUUCCUCAGAUAGGGGUCCAUUAAGUCCAACAAAGGUCCUGGAAGACAAUAACAUUGAGAAUUUGGGCACUUUACAGGACAGAACAGAUCUCCCCCAUAGUAAUGGAGUAUUGCUGGACCAGGACCCCUCUUCACAGCUGGGAGACAAAGCCCAUGAAGAGGAGAUCCAUAAAUGCGUGGAAUCCUUACAGACUGAAAAACUGAGCAAAACCCAGAUAUCUAACCUAUCUGGCACACUGCAACAGGUGGUGAGUAGGGACACAGUUCUGAGUGAUCAGGGCGAGGUGAACCCUGUAAAGAACAUUGAGGAAGAGUUGGCCAGUGCUAUACACUUGACCAAGGAUGCAACCAGGGAAGCCCUUCAUGCUACCAUGGACCUCACCAAGGAAGCCAUGUCAUUGACCAAAGAUGCCUUUAGCCUAGGCCGGGAUCGGAUGACCUCUACGAUGCACAAAAUGUUAUUCCUUCCUCCAGCCAACAGGGAGCCCAUGGCCAAGGCGGAGGAGGGAGGAACCUCGGCCAGUGGAGGAGCUGCCAAGCUUCGUUGUUUCUCAAUGAAGAGGACAGUGUCCCAGCAGUCACUCGAUGGAGUCUCUCAGGAUGGUGGUGGCCCUGAAGAUAGGCUUUCAGUGGACAGCGACGGAAGUGAUAGCUUUGUAAUGCUUUUGGAAUCUGAGUCUGGAUUGGAAUUAAUACCCCCAGAACAACUUCCACCAGCAUUGGAUGAUAGUAGUAAUCAAGAGAGCCCUAGAGUAAAUGAUGAUGGCCUAAUAUCUCCAGAGGUGAAUAGCUCAGUUUCACCUAGCAAGAGAGACCCUGUCCUUCAGCCGGUAUCAGUUCUGGUCCUGAAGGUAAGCCAAGUGGCUCUUGGUAUUGAAGCAAGAGAUGAGGACUUCGCUGUGGCCCUGCAGUCAGAGGAACUAACCCUCCAGCAGCCUGGCAUUGUGAGGCUUUGGCAGUUCCUGCAUGAGCAGUGCCCAGAGUCCCCAGCUCAGAAGACUAGCCAAACCAAGCCUGCCAUGGGCCUCCGAUUUGAGGUAGGACCCUGUGCUGCUGUUCACUCUCCCUUGGCUUCAAAGAGUGGUUUCCUUCGCCUCUUGCUCCAUGGUGGCAGUCUGGAAUUGUUGACUUCAGUGCUCACUGGCCUGGGGCCCUUCUUGGAAGAUGAGGAGCCUCCUGUGAUUAUCCCUUUGCAAAUUGAACUGUUGAACAUGAGCAUCACCUUGAAGGAUGAUAGCCCCCCAAUUUACCCCACAUCCCCAGGACCUAUCCCUGUCACUCUGGCUUUGGAGCAUAUUGUGGUGAAGCGGGAUGAUGAUGGCGUCUUCCACAUAGUAGCCGCUGCCCAGGAGAAGCCAUCAUCAGAAGGACCUCAGUAUGACAAAAAGCAGCACUCAGAGGAACAGCUGGUUGGAUUACCUACAGGAAUGCUUUUUGGACAGCAGGUGAAAGAGCUGUCCACCCUACAGAAGGAACUUUUAGCCAUGAAGCAAGCAUUAGCCUGUGCCAAUAAUGACAAAGAGAAGCUUCUACAAGAAAUCAGGAAGUAUAAUCCUCUGUUCCAGCUUUGACAGCAGUAACACCAGCUGCCUCUGCCCCCGGGAAAUAACACCAGCAGCAGCACCACAGAGGGAAGAAAGCUCCAUCUGAUGUGGAAUAUGUCUGUUUGAUUACACUGGAGGGAAAGCAGGAAUUCCUGAAUCUGCCCUUUUGGGGCAUUUUUCAUUCCUGCCAGCGUUCUAGACAAAGACAGGGCAGCUACAUCCAGCCCCAGGGGUGUAGGAACCUUUGUGUGUGGUUCUCACUGUUCUAGUGCCAUUCAUAACCUCUCUAAAGCUCCACUUGCCCAAUGGGCUGGAGUCUUUCUGUGUGUAGGACCAUUUCACCUCCUGGUGUCUUUGCAAAAAUAUUUGCUCCCUCCUUAACAUGAGUUUGUAUAAGGGAGAAGACCUUGCCCCUUCCAAUAUCCUCAGAAUGAACCACCAAAGAUUACAUGUCCCAGAGCUUCCUGUAGCAAAACUGAACCAAUCUGGCCUUGAGCCCCAACUGAGGAAGUUGCAGCUCCACAGGGAGAAGGACAGCAUGGUGAUGGGUGCAGAGGGAUGGAUGGAGCCCAAGAGGAUCCAGAUGUAACACCUUAGGUAUGGUAAGAGAAAGGGACAGCACCCUACCAUUCCUGGGAAAGGAGCUGAGCAUAUUUCAUCUUUGCAUAUACUGCUAUCAGGUUUUUCAGGAAGAUUUGUUAGAUAUAAGAAGAAACCAAACUCAUUGUGGUAAUGCAAUAGUAGUAAACAAGGGGUGUAAUGCCAACAUUGUCUCUUCCUUCUAUAUCAGUUUAUUUAAAACUCAAAACAACAAAAAUGGUAAACCCAGAGCUGCUGAAGGUCUGAUCUGGUUGAAGUGGGAUCCAGAUGAGUGAUAUUCUUGGUUUUGAGCCCUAGUACUCUUGGCCUUCUGAGGAUCUUGGACCUUCUCUACAAUUCCAGUCCCAACCCUCAUCAGUUCUUCCCGUCUCCCACCCUUCUUAUCUAUUCCCCCUGUAGAUGAGAGUGUGACUCAGCAACUAUUCUCUUAAUAUUUACCAGGGUGGAAGCUAAUAGUGUUUUUUAGCUGUCAGUAUAAAUAUCCAACAUGGCCAAGCCUUGCUUCCUUUGUAAUUGUGACUUUUUUUUCUGGGAGGAACAAACCCUUUUGCCCAUGUGUUGCCUCUUCUCCCACAGAAGAACCUGCUUUUCCUCCAUGAUGUGUAGACCCAGGAAGUGUAUCAGUUGGUUAACUGUAACCAGACGAGCUGGUAAAAAUUGAUACUAGAUAGAAUAAUUUAACAGUUUUAUAUCCAUGACUCAUUGGGGAAAGGUUAACAGUCUUUUCUUUAAACAGGAAACUGCUUGACUUAUAGGUAAGUUAGACUUUAAAAAAGUUUGGCAAGGUUCCACACCAAAUUUUUCUAAAGUUACUAUGGAUUGGGGGAAUAUAUAUAUCCUGCCUGGUACAGGCAGAGAGUAUAAGUAGGUUGCUUAUAUAGGUCUUAAGAUUAAUUCAUAUAUGAUAGCCUGCUAAUCAUUUAUCAGGGGAAGUUAGAGCUUUGGGGGUAUACAUCACAACGGGCAAUGUUCUCCCACAAACCAUCCUUUGUAGGAAUUUUGAAACAGACCAAGUGGAGUGGACUUUUGGUCUGACCAAGUGAGCAUUUCUUAUGUUUUUAAGGGGAUUGAAAAAAGAACCAUAAACUUGAAAAUGAGGUUGUUAAACCUCAUGCUCACUUAGAUGGAGUAAAUAUCUCAUAGCUGUGUUUUUUUUUCCUUUCCCUACAAAGAAAAUGGGGGGAAAGUUUAUGAUAGCUGUCAUCUGGCAAAGAUUAACAAUGGACCACAAUUGGAUAAAUAAAAGGCCAAAUUAUGACUAAGGCUAUCACCCUAAUAACUGUCCUGCCAACUCCUAGGGUUUGUUGAAGUUUUGUGAACAACUAUAAAAGGCAGGGCAAAGUGGCAUUCAAAGACCUCGAGCUUUUUGGCUUCCUUCUACUGAGCAGCUUCUGCCAUUGUGUCUUGGAACUUUCCCUCGGGAAAGGUAGUACAGAUCAUCUCCCCCUAGCUUUACUAGGAUGACACCAUCUAAUCACUGUCUUCUGUGGCUUCUCUACUGCCCUGUAUUAAGGGAGGAAAGAAGACUUUUUCUUAAUGAAGAAAAUGUGAAAAAUCGGUAGUCCACUGCUCGGUGUGCUGCUGAAAGUGAUGAGGGGAGAGUUGCAAUGUCUUUCUGUCCACUUCUUCUCUGGUUCCUUGGGCUUGGAGGGGGUCUGCCUUUGAGCAGCUUGACCUCCUAUGCAUGAAACGGUGAAGAAAAUGCAGACGAUCCUCAGCAGCUCUGUCUUUGUCCAACCUGCAGCUUUGCUGUCCUUCAACAUGUCUUGACAUUCUGCUCUUAUGACCGAUUUGAAUAUGAAGUCCUUAAAGUUGUACCAUCUGAAUUUGUCAUGCAGACUUUUGUUUACAUCGCUGCACAUAGAGACUAAACGUGAGACCUUCUCCAGAGCCAGUGAGAUACUGUGCAAAUGUUGUAGUUACUGCCGCUUCCAUGUCCUGGGAGGUUGAAUUUGACAUCAGAAUGCUUUUGUAACUCAGCCUUUGCUAGGGUUCAGUUAUUCUGACCCAUGGCAAAUAGAGGAGUGUAUUCUUUGCAUGAUAUGACUAACUUUUCCUGAUUCACAGUUUGACCCUGGAAUUGUCAUGGAUCUCACUGUAUGUCUUGCUUUUUACAUAUCUCUAUAAAGAAUGGUCCUUAGGUAUGGAAUUUGAAUGCAGGUGCUAGACACUCCUGUAGGUGCUUAUCGGUAAUCUAUUUAAACUGGAUAAAACUAGGGUUGAGUAUGUUGUGAAUUGGAAAGAAGGCAACUUGAAAUGUUAAGUGAUGCAGGGAUUCAUUGCAUUUAUAAAGAAGCUGUGCCAUGCUGCCCAGUGGUCACAGCCCCAAAGA